Messenger RNA from Cavenderia fasciculata, 1524 nucleotides. RefSeq names its product cellulase (gene celB). The transcript has 2 exons. Lineage: Eukaryota; Evosea; Eumycetozoa; Acytosteliales; Cavenderiaceae. Bases 1 to 1524 code for a protein of 507 amino acids. Gene Ontology annotation, molecular function: extracellular matrix structural constituent; carbohydrate binding. Gene Ontology annotation, biological process: extracellular matrix organization. Gene Ontology annotation, cellular component: extracellular matrix. The record is from RefSeq and is a predicted model, not a curated record.
AUGAUAAACAUUAAAUAUUCAAAAUUACUGUCACUAGUAAUUUUGGUAUCAUCUAUUAUUUCAUAUACUUCAGCUGCAAGUUCAAUUAUUGUAGUUUGGAAUUCAGGAAGAGUACCACAAGUUGUCCAAGCUCAAGUAGGAGAUACUAUUCAUUUCUACACUUAUGAUGGCAAGUCACACACUGUUGAGAGUGCUGAUGGAUCCAUCAAGUCACCAACCAUCUCUGGUAGUGUUGAUAGUCCGGGCGUCUACUCGAUCACCCUUGACAAGGUCACUACCCUUCAAGUGGCUAGUGCCGGUGAAGACCUCAGCGCAUCUAUUCAGGUCGCUGGUCAAACCGACCCACCAUCGAGUGUAACAUCUGGAUCCAGUACCUCUACUUCAUCCAGUACCACCUCAACUGCCUCCUCUACUUCCACGUCCUCUAGCACCUCAACAACAAAUAUUUCCAGUGGCUCUUCCACGAGUGCCGGGAGUUCAGAACCUACUACUGGCGCUAGUUCUGCAUCCACUUCUACUUCUGGCACUUCGUCAGUAAGUACUGGAUCAUCAACCACUGGUGGUAGCAGUUCAUCUACAUCGACCUCCACCUCGACUACUACUGGUGGAACUGGAUCGUCUGAAGAAACUACCACUACCACCACUGGCUCAUCGUCAUCAACCACUGGUUCUUCAUCAAGUGAAGAUGAUGACUGUAUCCCAUCCACCACCACCUCUGACUCGUCCACAUCAACUGGUGGAUCAUCUACAUCUACCUCUGGUUCAACUUCAACAUCUGGAUCAACUUCCUCUUCAUCAUCAUCAACAUCAACUGGUGGAACAGGAGGAGGAGACAAUUGUGCAGUCAAGACAACCCAAACACUUUCCAACUCUUGGAAGGCUGAUGGAGUCAAUCACUACCAAUACGUUGUGUCUGUUUUGAACCAAGCUGAUUUGCCAUUGACCGAUACCUUGCACAUUAUCAUUGCCAACCCAGACAAGUUACUCAACACUUGGGAGAUUACCAAGAUGCAAGAUGGAGUAUACACAUUGCCAUCAUGGCGUGGAGUGUCACCCGUCCUCAAGGGUGAGUCCCACAACUUUGGAUACAUUACCACUUCACCCACUGCCAAUACCAUUUCAAUCGAUGGUUGUGCCACUGUCCCCGAAUCAUCGUCUGGCAGCUCUGCAGGUGGAACUUCUGGUGCCUCCAACAUUGAAGGAUCCUCUGGUUCCGCCGGUGGAUGCCAUGCUACCCUUUCACAAGCCAUUGUCAACUCAUGGACCAAUGAUGGUAAGAACUAUGUCCAAGUACAAGCCACCGUUGAAAAUACUGGUACCAAGGACCUCAAGAACUUCAAGGCCACGCUUCCAUCUGACCAACUCUCCCAAAUCUGGCAAAUGGACAAGGAUGGCACAGACCAAUACCAAUUACCAUCCUACCAAGACAAGAUCGCUCCCGGUCAAUCCUAUGGAUUCGGUUACAUUGCUCUCUCUAGCACCAACACUGCUCUUGAAGCAUCCAAUGUUGUUUAUUCUUGUUAA